Tetrahymena thermophila SB210 is the source of this 2313-nucleotide messenger RNA. RefSeq lists its product as hypothetical. The record is from RefSeq and is a predicted model, not a curated record. Lineage: Eukaryota; Ciliophora; Oligohymenophorea; Hymenostomatida; Tetrahymenidae. Gene Ontology annotation, molecular function: nucleic acid binding. The transcript is spliced from 7 exons.
AUGGAAAGUAACAUUUCUAGAUAGAUUACUAAAUCUCAUAAUUUGCUAAUUGGAAUCGAUAAGUAAGGUUGGGCUAUCCCAUAUUAAAUUAAACUUCAAACUUGCAUGAUUGGCUUAUCUGAUUAUGGAGUAACUGCUUAGGUUAAGUAAAUAUAAGACAGUUUUUUGUAUUUGUCUGUAGAUUUAGGAAAAAAUUUUAAUAUAAUUACAUGCUCAUAGAUACUUUUUAAUACUCUCUUUAAAGAAAAUCAUAAUAGGCAUUCACUUGAUUAAAUAAGACUAGAUUUAUAUAUGCCUACUUUAGCUAGCUUUACUAAAAAAAAUAGAUAUGAAAAUUCAUUUUAUGAGACAAUAUUUGUGAAACCAAAAAAUAAAAGCCAAGUUCAAUUUGAUAAUUUAAAAUAAUCACCUGAAUUCAUAGAAUUACUACUGUAGAUGGACAUAUUUAAAAUAUCAGCAUAGUGCACAUUCAUAGAAAAUAAAUUUACUUAAAUUUUAUAAUUAAAAAUUAAUGAAGUAGAUUUGAUUGAAGAAAAUGACCAUAAAAUAGAAUUUUUAAAAUAAUCAAUGGACCAUUUAGAGCAAUACCAAAUAAUUUCUUAAGAAUUUACUCGAUAGCAAAAGUAAAUUUUAGAUUAAAAAAGCAAAUUUUUUGCUAAAUAAAAACAAAAUUCUCUCACUUAAAACGAAAUUAAUGAAGAUAGUAGAAAUUUUAUUUCUGAAAAAAACAACAGUGAAUUAAACAAAAACAAUUCAAAAUAUAUUUCUAAUGAAAAUAUUAUUUAAAAUUCUAGAUAAACGAUCUAAUAACUGGAUUUUACUUCUAAAAGUUAGCAAAAUAGUAUUUUUGAAACUACAUAACUAAAAGAGUAUUCAUAAUAAUUCAGCUACUACAAAGUUUAAGAAGAAAAUUAAGCUUAAAGCAAUACACACCUGUAAAUUCAAGCAGAAAUAAUUAGUUAACCUGAAUUUUUAUUCUCUUCAAUAAAUAUUUUAAGUAAUAAUAGAGAUAGUCCUAAAAUGAUCUAAUAUUAGUAAAAUUUGGUUUCUCCAAAUAUAAUAACCAGAAAUUCAAUUUUAGAUUAAAAUUAUCAAUUAAAUUCUAUAGAAAAAUUUGACUAAUUUGCUUUAGAUAACUAACUUAAUCCAAAAAAUAUUAAUAAUUUUCAAAGAAAUUUGAACUUUGAUUAACUUAUAUAAAAAUCUAAUAAAAUUGUAAGCAAACCAUGUAGAAUGAGCUACCUUACUUAAUAAAAUAUGAUUAAAUCAUUCAAAGAAAAAGAGAAAUCUAGUGAAUCGAACUUUUAAAUGAAAUCUUUUUUAAAAAAAAAAACCCUAAGAGAUAAAACAAAGUAAUUCACCAAUAAAAAGAUUGGAUCGCUUCAAAAACUUCAAGGGACAAGCAUAUAAUCUUAUAAAUCUGAAUAUUCCUACAAAAAGUCAAUGAUUAAUAUGAUUAAAAGACCAUCAAAAUUAAUUGGUUUGCAAUUAAUAAAGUAUUCUGAAUAAAUAAACAGUAUAGCUGAGUAUGUUAUAACAAUAGCAAAUUAAAGAGUAUUAAUGGUGAUUGUCGAAAAUGGAGCAAAAAAUCUCUAUUUAAGUUACUAAAAACAAUAGUUAGAUUAAUAUUAACAACUAAAAUAAAAAUUAGACUCAUUAUAUAAUAUUAUAGAUAACCAAUAAAAUAAUGAGUAUUUUAAUUCUUUAUUUGAAAAUAAUUUUAUUGAGAAAGUCCUUUAAAAAAAUUCUUGCUUAACAAUUAAUGAAAACUAAUAAUAUUUAACAGUAAAAGGAUUUAAUGUUACAGAAUGUGAUAGCUAAGAUGAUUCUUUUUUUUUUUUUAAUAUGAACAAAGUUUUUAGUGAAUUAUCUCUUUCAGAUUAAUUCUAUUUCUAGAAAUAUUAUGAUUAUAUCAUAAGCGUAUUGACUGAGUUUGCUAUGAAAAAUUCUUAUGAUAAUUACACGCGAGGCGAUAGUUAAAUGACUAAGGGCUUAAGUGUUUUAAAGUACAUAUAAGGCACAGAAAUAGUGAGAAUAUUGAAGUGGUACUAUGUUUAUUUUAGUGAUGAGUUUAUGUUUAACACUGAGACUAAUGGUAAUAAAUUUGCUUGGGAAAAGACUAAAAGUGAACUGGAUAAGAUUAUGGUUCCUAUAAAAACUAGGUUUCCAAAUUUUCGCAUUCACUUAUGGGCUUUAAUCAGUUAUGAGGGAGCCGAAGCGAUACGUUUACUAGAAGGUAGUGUGAACCCUGACGUUGCAAUUGAUUUAUAUAGUAGAUAGCUUGAUAAAAGAAGAUAAAAUCUUAUAGUUUGA